Molecule: messenger RNA, 487 nt
Organism: Gopherus evgoodei (Goodes thornscrub tortoise)
Lineage: Eukaryota; Metazoa; Chordata; Testudines; Testudinidae
Product: zinc finger protein 251-like
Exons: 5
Coding region: 23-472 (149 amino acids)
Biological process (GO): regulation of DNA-templated transcription
Source: RefSeq, a predicted model, not a curated record
AGUGCCCUGACAGUGGCUGGCCAUGGUGACAAACCCGUUUUCUCGUUCCCACACACAUCAAGGGUAUUUGGCUCCCAAGGAUCCAGCUGUCCAUCGCUGGGGUGAGGAUCCAACAGCAGCCGAGCAUCAGCUGGCUGAGGAAUCACGUCCACGGUGUUCGCUCCAGAUCGUCCCAUCUUCCAGGACACAGGGCAGGGAAAUAGCUGAAAUGGAGCCAGCACAGAUGCUGGUGACCUUCGAGGAGGUGGCUGUGUAUUUCACCCAGGGGCAGGGGGCUCUGCUGGACCCCGCUCAGAGAGCUCUUUACAGGGACGUCAUGCAGGAGAACUACGAGAUUGUGACCUCACUGGGAUUCCCCCUUCCCAAACCUGAGCUGAUCGCCCGGCUGGAACAAGGAGAAGAGCCAUGGGUGCCCGAUCUCGAGGCCUCGGAGGAAAGAGACAUCUCAAGAGGCACCCGCACAGCACAAUGACUCCUGUCUGGAUUC